Purpureocillium takamizusanense is the source of this 306-nucleotide messenger RNA. RefSeq lists its product as uncharacterized. The transcript has a single exon. Bases 1 to 306 code for a protein of 101 amino acids. The record is from RefSeq and is a predicted model, not a curated record. Lineage: Eukaryota; Fungi; Ascomycota; Sordariomycetes; Hypocreales; Ophiocordycipitaceae.
AUGAAGCCUCAGCACGAAACCAGCACCAGCGACGGCGCCGACUACUGGAAGGAACGAAUGGAGACCGUGCGGCAUUGGGAUGCUCCCGAGACUCGGGAGCUCCUGGACGGCGACGACUCUUGGAGAAGCGCACAGAACGAAGCAGACGCGCUCGCCAAGAUUGCGGAUCACGUCUGGGUUCUCGCGUCGUGGAUCGAGCUGAACGAGGACGUGGCGCAUUCUUACGCGGCUUGCGCCAACUCGAGCGACGUCAAGUGUGAGGAUCACGGUACUGGACAUGAAGACAAAACCUUGUUGGCCGGAUAA